Molecule: messenger RNA, 837 nt
Organism: Talaromyces marneffei
Lineage: Eukaryota; Fungi; Ascomycota; Eurotiomycetes; Eurotiales; Trichocomaceae
Exons: 3
Coding region: 1-837 (278 amino acids)
Biological process (GO): carboxylic acid metabolic process
Molecular function (GO): catalytic activity
Source: RefSeq, a predicted model, not a curated record
AUGCGAGGAGCCAACGGCGAUGGCAUUUGGGAAGGCUUACGAGUAUACAACGGUCGUGUGCAAUUCUGUCGUGAACACAUCGAUCGACUGUUCCAAUCCGCGAAAGCAAUGGCAAUGAAUCUCGGCUUACCCAAGCGCGAACUAGUUGGUCUCAUUCACAAGACGAUUGAUGGAAACAGCAUGCAGAACGACAACGACGUUCACGUUCGACUGGUGGUUAGUCGAGGCUUGAAAUCCACUCCAUAUCAAAAUCCGAGCGUCAACAUUGGCCUUCCCCUAAUAGUCAUCAUCCCGGAACACAAAGCCGCCGAACCAAACGCAAAAGCCAAGGGAUUACGUCUGGUUACCUCCCAUAUACGGCGUGGAUAUCCAGACACCAAAGACGAGAUGUGGAAUCAUAUCUCCAAAGCAACCGAUCUCCAAGCAUGUAUUGGCGCUAAUGUAGUUGGAGCUGAUGAAGCGCUCGUGCUUGACCCUCAUGGGUUUGUGAAGACUUGUAACUCGACCAAUUUCUUUAUAGUUCGGCAAGGUGAAGUAUGGGCGCCGACUCGUGCGUAUCAAAUGCAAGGAAUUACUCGCCAAAAGACUAUCGACCUUUGUCAGUCUAAUGGUAUUCCCGUGAAAGAGGUCGACUUCACCGUGACCGAGGCUUAUGGAGCUGACGAGGCUUUUGUUACCGGAACUUUUCCGAGCUAUAUUUACGUAUUUGAGAUUGACGGCCGGGUGAUUGGAGAGGGGAAGAGAGGGCCUGUAACAGAGAGAGUAUCUAAUUGGUAUCAAAAGAUGGUGCAAGAGGAUAUUCAAAGGUCGAGGGAAACAAUCAUGUCGAAGCUCUAA